Colletotrichum scovillei is the source of this 5176-nucleotide messenger RNA. RefSeq names its product GATA transcription factor. The record is from RefSeq and is a predicted model, not a curated record. The coding region runs from base 1096 to 4992 and encodes 1298 amino acids. NCBI's taxonomy places the organism in Eukaryota, Fungi, Ascomycota, Sordariomycetes, Glomerellales, Glomerellaceae. The transcript is spliced from 2 exons. Gene Ontology annotation, biological process: regulation of transcription by RNA polymerase II; silent mating-type cassette heterochromatin formation; rDNA heterochromatin formation. Gene Ontology annotation, molecular function: zinc ion binding.
CUUGCAUUUCUCCCCUACCAUUUCUCAUCAUCUUUUUGUAAGUUCCGGUGCUUGGUCCGCCCUGGUCCUGAGUCGCCGGUGUCAAGUCCCGGUUGCAAGCACAAAGUCCGACCAAGAAGAGGCAGUAGCAACGGGCUGGUCAGCAGGAGGACGAAGCCCCACCCGCACCCGAGAACCUCAGAAAGCGAGGAAAGAGGGGACCCACUUACGGCAUUCACACAGCAACGGGUCUCCAGAGGCUCCAGAGGCUUAGGGGGGGUCACAUCCGAAAUUCCAGCGGUAAAGGUCUCGGUCGAGCACGGGCCAUCACCGGAAGCACUCUGAGACCUUCCUCCGCUCUCCCCGGUGGGCCACUCAAGUCGCGGACGAAAGCGUGCACAGCGUGUUUUUGGCGCGUUCUGGAUUCGGUGCAAAAGCUGGGUUCGCGCUAAGAAGCUAAGCGGCCCUUACCCCUGGUCCAACGUCACAGCACCCCCUGCUGGUCUAACCCGCUUUGGGCGGCCUGUAUUGUGACUUCCUUCAUUGCGUACUCGUUGUAUUCUUUUACUACACGCGACAGACUUCACGUCUGUCUUCCCUCAUCGUACUGUCCGUCCCAGGUUACGGUUCUCAACUUGCAGGAAAACGCUUGAGCUUUUUCUAUUGAGCUGUCCGGCAUUGAAUUUGAGAAGCGUCUUUACUUUUUCAACUCUGCACCAAAACAGCGAGGCGUGCAUUUGUCUCAGAGCUGCUCUCUAGUCGCGCAUGGGCUUUAAGUGGUUUGAUCCACUUCCCAAAAACGCGACUUACACCAAAGCCGGGCUCAGGACGCGACUUCCUUCACGACCACGGCCAUGAUACCCGCCCCGCGCUUUACGUGACGCCUGCACUUUACCACUUUAACCACUACAAACACCAAUUCGUAACCCACUCUCAACUCUCAAUCCCUCCACUUUCUUUUCCUUUUUUCCCACCCUUGGUCACCGCCCAACAACUACUGCCGGCACCACUCGACUCUGUCGGCAAUACCUCUCUACCUAUUCGUCUUUUCAUAUUUGCCCGUCAUCUCACUUUCGAACUGGACGAACACUCGAGUCGGUGACAGCCUCGCCUACGAUGGCGUCGCCAAUGCCAUCAGCACCUAUGGGCAACUGGGGAGGUAACGGCCAAGCGAUGCCACCACAGCCUCCUCCUGGCCCAGCAGAUAUGGAUGAUGCGGGUGUCCAGAUUCGAACCAUGGGCCUCAAGGUCAUUUACGCGUUCGCCGACAGCGGCGAGAGCUUCCUGGCGCGACACUCAGAACUACUCACCGUCCAGACAGUACCAAUCGACGAGAAGACCACAGUCGGCAUGGUAGACUUGAAGUUGUGUGCCCAGGCCGUUGUUAAGUGCAGCCCUGAGCUGCUGAGCGACGCCACCCGCGACUUUGCCGUCUACGCAUACGACUAUUCAGAACCCGAUGAGCCGUUGGUCGGACAGGGCUUCCUAGGAUGGAUCAUGAACAACACAGAUGGCAAGAGGAUCAUUGGUCGCACCACCAGGAAUCCUCUCUCGGUCUUUAGCGGUGGCGUCAAGGAGAUCUUGGAGAUCAAACUGAAGCUGAAGCCAGUAGCCGCCAUGACACAACCGAGAUACGAAGUCGAGCCUAGACCGGACGCUCGACACUCAUAUCAGCGCUCUGAAAGCCACAUGAGCGUCGAGAUACAACCCACGAGACCCAACGAUGGUGCACUCACGCCCAAUAGCCAUGCCGAGUGGGCCAGCUUCAUGCAGUCGAAUCAGCAGAUGGGCAACCAGCAACAUCCCCAAAAUGUUGCGUCCCCUCACCACCUACCCCAGCACCACAACGAAUUCCAACACCAACCACAACCACCACCCCAGCAACGACAACAAAUGCAACGAAGCGAUUCUUUUGCUUACAAUGGGCACCCGCAACAGCAAAUGCAAAAUUCACAACUUCAACAGACCAUACCUCAACCACCUAUGCAAAAUUCUGAAGGGCCUAACCGGGUGGCCCCUACCCUUGUUGACACAGCAACCGAGACUCAAGUGAACCCACCAUCGAGACCAUCAUCCAGGGCUUCAAACACAUCAAAGAAAUCAAGAUCUACCGGACGACCGCGUGGUCGCCCCCGGAAGCAGCCGAGGGCUGAGACUCAAGGUAACACGUCGGGCUAUGAGGAUGGAACCGAUGGCGACGAUGGCCCAGCCAAGAAGAAGAGGGCAACCAUGACCCAGGUCAUAGGCAACAUCAAUGCCCCCUUCGGUGGCGGCUCUGGCCCUCUCCGCGUCACAGCAAGCACGGCUGGCUCCUUGCGAACCUUGCGACCGGCCGGGAUUUCUCAAGACCCUUCUAUGGGCUCUCACAUGCAGGAUGUGCCUAGAGCCCCGACACCCGUCCCCGACAGAGGUCCGUCAAUGCCACAGGGUGGCAAGGCCACGAAGGGUAGCAAGUUGCGUCGGCAGUCAACUUUGAGCCAGGCCGCCACGCCCCCCAGCCAACCCCAGUUUUCCGAACCGCCCUUUGCCAUGUCUCCGAGUCAACAAGAUGGCCGUUCCCCGGACUCAGAGGCCGUGUCUCCCAACUUUUCCGAGGACAGCCCUGCAGCCAUUGGAUCUUCACCGCCUGUCCCUCGUACCACCAGCUUUGUGCGGUCAAGUCCGCCGGCGUCCAGCCCGAUACUCCCCCCUAUGCGAAUGCCAAUGCCAAUGCCACAGCAUGAUUCUGGCUUUAUGAGCGGCGGCGUUGACGACCUUUUCGAUGGCGACAUUAUGAAGCCACUUCCGAAACCCGUUGCUACUGCACCGAAACAAUCCAAAGGGCGAAAAACGAAUCGCAAUGAGACCAAGGAACACAUAGAUGAAUCCGGUAUCCCCAUCCAAGUCUUUCAGCUGGCGGAGCAUGUGCCCAGCGAGAUAGAUACUGCUCCGAAGAUCCGGAAGCAACUCCCUCCCAAAGCACCCACUUCGACGCCGUCGACAGAGCCAUCACUGCCACCUCUCCAGCACGCCGUGAGCGAGUCCAACAUGACAGUGCCUCCGCAGCCUGCGGGAAAAGAGCCCUCACCACAACAAGAGGAGCCGGUUGUGGUGAUAAAGCCUGAUGUCGAUAUGGACAGUCAAAGUGCUCCCAGUUUCGAGGCGCCUCGGUCUGAAGCUAGCCUCGACAUGAGACUCGAGCAACUUGUACAAGCUGUGCAGGAUAAAGCACCUGACGUAGUCUUGCCAGAGCCUUCGACAUUGGCUCCUAUCGCGGCCGACGUCUUCGCUCUUCCUUCCGCACCACCUUCGCUUUCUCGGUCUACUUCAGAAUUUUCGCAGUCACUUCCAAUGGUCCCGGCCAGCGACCCGAUCGGCCCUAUCGCAUUGCCAGCUCUCCCACUUCCAGAUAUAACAUCUUUCUCCGAAGCGCCUUGCCCGCCAAGCGACGCGUUCCAGCCCCCAAGAUCACCAACCCAGGCUCAGAAGGCAAACAAGAAUUAUGUCAAGAAGAAGGCCAUCAGAGAAAAGCUAUUGCAGGCCAUCGAGAGUGGGCAAACCCCUAUGUACUGCAACAAUUGUGGUGCUAUUGAGACUCCCACGUGGCGCAAGAUUUGGUCUCAAGAGCAUGAGGGUGUCCCCGAAUUCACCGAGUUUUCAGAUAAGCCUGGCAGAAUCACCGCCAUCCUGGUCUUGGAGCGAGAUGACGAAGAUAAAGUCACCAAGUACCAGGUCAUCAAGAAAGGCUUGGCACCUCAUGAGGACAAGUCAGAAUGGAAAUGGCAUAUGCUCUGCAAUCCCUGCGGUAUUUGGUUGUGUAAAUGGAAGGCACAUCGGCCAUCGGAAAAAUGGGAGAAGGACAGAUCUCGCCUCAGUCAACAAAGACGGCCUCGGGGUACUGGGCGAGCUCCUAGACCGCCCAGAACGAAGAAGUCAGACUCGGCAAACCCACUCAAUCCGACGUCUGAAGCUUACUUCACUACGGACCCCAUCGGCCCUGACGAUCGAGGCAUCUCGCCCAUGGAUGAAAGCAGAUCUCGCGGUAUCUCACAGGUCAGCAAUGCCAACGAGGCUUCACAGCGAUCAGUCUCUCAGUUAUCGAUGUCUCAACCGCCUGAUUGCCAGGGCUCACGGCCAGCGUCGCCCGGGCAUGCCUCCAACCCAGGAUCUACCCACUCUCGAGGAAGCGGUACCGCCAAGAGCCCAAUCACCCUCGACAAUACCGACGUGGUGCAAGAUAUGGGUGGUACCCGACGGCUCCUAUUCCCCUCACCUCGAAAGGAAGGCGUUGCUAAGGUCCUGGGUGAGGUUGCUGUUAACAUCGUACAAACUGCGCCGGAACUCAACGUCUCGGCGGAAGCUGCACAAAACAAGGACUCCACCGACAAGUCUAGCAAGGACGAAGCGCAGAAGGACACCGGGUCCAAUAAGGAGAACCUGGCUAUUCCUGAUGAUGACCUCGAAGAUCUGUUUCGAAGCCCCAUCGCUCGUCCAUCGACACCGCCCCCUCGGGAAAGGCCUGCUAACAGCGGCCCCUUCAAGACUCCCACUCGACCGACACCUAGCCACCGUCCCAUCACUAGAAGCGUCACUAGGAGUGUCUCGCGAUCGUUGAGGUCGGGCGAUAUGCUCCGAUCCCCGAUGGCUAUGCGCCGCACGCCUAUGCGGACUCCGCGGUCGGCUAAGGGCCAAAUCCGGAGGAGCCCUCGCCUCCAUCAUGAAGAGUUCUCUCAGAUGGAGAUGGCAUUAGAGGAGUACCUUUCAAGCCAACCGGUCGACCACCAGUAUGACUCUGAUAUGCUAGAGGCUAUGAACCGAGCAUUGGCCGAGUCUAUGAAUGCUCCUGGUUCCAGUUUUGACAUCACCAGUAUGAUGAUGGAUUCAGACUGUCAACUCGAAUUCGGUGAUCUGUUGGAUUCGCCAUCCAAGCCGACGCCGCGACCGGCUCGGCAAACGAAUGAUUACGAGGAUUGGGAGACGUGGGAGAAGAACAUGCGUGAGCGCCAGGCGGCAGAUGAUGCCGCACGCGACUAGAUACCCGGUGGGAGGAUAGAAUGGUCGUGAUGUUUACUACGAGAUAUCGCAGUGGAAGUUUUCACGAAAGCGCGGGACAUGGGUCCACGCAAUACGCGCAGCGUCGCCACGAGUCGUACGAUAUUUAUUGGUUUUGAGGGAGUUGCAUUAUAACAGCGCGCCUGCGGGCAUGAAAUAUAUGGGG